Messenger RNA from Owenia fusiformis, 796 nucleotides. The record is from the annotation of a GenBank genome assembly. Lineage: Eukaryota; Metazoa; Annelida; Polychaeta; Sabellida; Oweniidae.
CCCAAUCCACUGAUGUUACAUCUGAGACAGUCACUACAACAGAUGCUGAUAUUCAAUCCACUGAUGUUACAUCUGAGACAGUCACUGCAACGCAUGCUGAUAUCCAAUCCACUGAUGUUACAUUUGAACCGGUCACUGCAACUGAUGCUGAUAUUGAAUCCACCGAUAUAACAUCUAAGACAGACACUGCAACGGAUGCUGAUAUCCAAUCAACUACUGUUACAUCUGAGACAGUCACUGCAACAGAUGCUGAUAUCCAAUCCACUACUGUUACAUCUGAGACAGUCACUGCAACUGAUGCUGAUAUCCAAUCCAGUACUGUUACAUCUGAGACAGUCACUGCAACGGAUGCUGAUAUCCAAUCCACUACUGCUACAUUUGAUACGGUCACUGCAACUGAUGCUGAUAUCCAAUCCAGUACUGUUACAUCUGAGACAGUCACUGCAACUGAUGCUGAUAUUCAAUCCACUGCUGUUACAUCUGAGACGGUCACUGCAACGGAUGUUGAUAUCAAAUCCACUGAUGUUACAUCUGAGACGGUCACUGAAACUGAUGCUGAUAUCCAAUCCACUAAUGUUACAUCUGAGACAGUCACUACAACGGAUGCUGAUAUCGAAUCCACUGAUGUUACAUCUGAGACGGUCACUGAAACUGAUGCUGAUAUCCAAUCCACUAAUGUUACAUCUGAGACAGUCACUACAACGGAUGCAGAUAUCAAAUCCACGGAUGUUACAUCUGAGAGAGUCACUGCAACUGAUGCUGAUAUUCAAUCCACUAAUGUUACAUCUGAGACAGU